Gossypium raimondii (Peruvian cotton) is the source of this 1313-nucleotide messenger RNA. Its product is annotated as mitochondrial import receptor subunit TOM40-1. The transcript is spliced from 11 exons. The record is from RefSeq and is a predicted model, not a curated record. NCBI's taxonomy places the organism in Eukaryota, Viridiplantae, Streptophyta, Magnoliopsida, Malvales, Malvaceae. Gene Ontology annotation, biological process: protein import into mitochondrial matrix. Gene Ontology annotation, molecular function: transmembrane protein transporter activity. Bases 142 to 1074 code for a protein of 310 amino acids. Gene Ontology annotation, cellular component: mitochondrial outer membrane; mitochondrial outer membrane translocase complex.
AUAAAACCCUGGCUAAAACCCAUAAUAAGCGUUGCUUGACUGCUGCAUAGUCCUCCUUUCUUUCGGCCCCUUCCCAUUUGUACCUCACCAUUACCCUGAGAUUUUGCGGCAAAUUCCUCCUCCGAGAAACAAGAGACGACAAUGGCGGGGCUUGUACCUCCUGGUACCUCAUCCGAUGCUUCCAAGCCGGCUCAUUCCAAAGCUGAUGAGAAAACUGAUUACAUGAAUCUCCCUUGCCCUAUUCCUUAUGAAGAGCUCCACCGCGAAGCUCUCAUGUCUCUGAAGCCAGAAACUUUUGAAGGAUUGCGAUUUGAUUUCACCAAAGGACUAAAUCAGAAAUUCUCACUCAGUCACAGUGUGUUUAUGGGCCCAACAGAAAUCCCUUCUCAAUCUGCUGAAACCAUUAAAAUUCCUACUGCUCACUAUGAAUUUGGUGCCAACUUCAUUGACCCGAAUUUGAUGCUUAUUGGGAGGGUGCUGACUGAUGGUAGACUCAAUGCAAGACUGAAAUGGGAUUUGUCUGACAAUUUUACUGUGAAGGCUAAUGCUCAGCUCUCAAAUGAGCCUCAUAUGUCACAUGGCAUGUUCAACUUUGAUUACAAGGGUAAAGACUUCAGGUCUCAAUUCCAAAUGGGAAAUGGUGCGCUAUUUGGAGCUAGUUACAUCCAGAGUAUAACACAACAUUUAUCCUUAGGUGGUGAAGUAUUUUGGGCUGGUCAGCACCGAAAGUCAGGCAUUGGUUAUGCUGCCCGAUAUGAAACAGAUAAGAUGGUUGCUACAGGGCAAGUUGCAAAUACUGGAAUUGUUGCUUUGAGCUAUGUUCAGAAGGUAUCUGAUAAGGUUUCUCUCGCGACAGAUUUGAUGUAUAACUACAUGUCAAGAGAUGUAACAGCAAGUGUCGGCUACGAUUACAUCCUUAGACAGUGUCGUUUGAGGGGAAAGAUCGAUUCCAAUGGAUGCACAACCUCGUAUCUGGAAGAGCGAUUAAAUAUGGGCCUAAACUUCAUUCUCUCUGCAGAGAUAGAUCAUAGGAAGAAAGACUACAAAUUUGGAUUUGGAUUGACUGUGGGGUGAUUCAUUUUUUGUUCCACAUUUAAAAAAAAAGGGCAGUUUGAAGUAGUUUAGUUUCUUGGGUCACACCUUUAGAAUCUGGGUUGAAGAUUGAAACAUUGAAUUUGUACUUGAAAUUGAUGCUUUUAUUGGAGCUGAUGAAGCAAUUUUAAUGGUUGUUGUUGGUUUAACGCUUGCCAUUUUCACUUUUAAGAGAUGUAUUUCUCAAAUCAAAUGCAAUUUGAGAUGACAAUUUCAUAGGA